This is a messenger RNA of Penicillium nucicola, 837 nucleotides long. RefSeq lists its product as uncharacterized. Lineage: Eukaryota; Fungi; Ascomycota; Eurotiomycetes; Eurotiales; Aspergillaceae. The record is from RefSeq and is a predicted model, not a curated record. Bases 1 to 837 code for a protein of 278 amino acids. The transcript has a single exon.
AUGCCUUUCCGACCCUGGAUUAAGAAGGACAUAAAGCUCCCUACGGAAUUCAACCCCGGUCCCAGAGCCCAGAUUCCAACUAGAAUAAACUCCGACAAGGCUCACGAAGAGGCUUUACAUGCUUGGUCUUCUAUUCCAUAUAAACCUGCAUAUCAUGAGGAUUCCCUGGCAGCUCUAGAAGGCAGAGCUCCCACGAAGACAGCGAAGACCGCAAGAAGAACGCAUGAGAGUACUCGUGAGAGGACCCGCGAUAGGGCCCAUGAUAGGGUUCCAGAGAGGACCCUACAAAGGACUCAGAUCCCCGAAACCCUUUGUCAUGUUAUGCGACGAACGAUCACUAACUAUAAGAUUAGGGAUCUAACCUUACCCAAAUUCCUUUUCGCACUUCGACGCGAGAACGGCCCGGUAACCGGAAUCCGAGUAGAAGAUACGCACAAAUUCGUCUGCGCAUCACAUUUCGUUUGGGAGAUGUGCGCUGCGCUCGCACAGAACGGCGACGACCCAAAGUGGACGAGGAUAUUCAAGAUGUGGGAGCCGCAGUAUGCCGAGGUUAAGGCUCUGAUUGCGUCCUGCAAAGGUAAGUCAAGGUUUUCAGUAAUGAUUCCUUACCCACCGGUUGACAUUACGAUUGUUGAGCACCGCGCUCACCUUGCUUAUGGAUACGAGCGGAAAACAUUUCAGUUGAAGGGAACCGAGUUCACGUAUAGCAGCUCUUUACAUGUAUGUGACGAUCUGUGUGAGCUUCGCAAAUACCUCACGGUUCUUGCAGCUCGUCCUAAAUGGGGGUCGCUCAGUAUUACUUUUCAGCAUGAGCCUUGGUUCCCAGAGGGCAGGUAA